Brassica rapa (field mustard) is the source of this 3821-nucleotide messenger RNA. RefSeq names its product CLAVATA3/ESR (CLE)-related protein 3. Lineage: Eukaryota; Viridiplantae; Streptophyta; Magnoliopsida; Brassicales; Brassicaceae. The record is from RefSeq and is a predicted model, not a curated record.
ACAGAAUCUAAUCAUAUAAUUUAUUAAAAAAUAUUAUAUAAUUUUUAUUUUCUUUUUUUAUAAAAAUUUUUAGUUAACAUUGAUUUAUAACAAUAUUAUAUUAUUGAUUACGAAAUUAAUUAAUAUAUUAUUUUAUAAAAAUAUUUAAAUUUUAAGUAAGAUUUUGUUAGAUUCUUUCUCAACAGAUUUUGUUAUAAUUUAAAUUUAUAGUUGGUUUAUUAUUAAUGUAAGUAAUCAAAUAUGUCAUCUUAACUAUUUCUGUAGGUGGUCCUACUAUGACUUGCUAAUGGUAGAUAAAAAUAGAACCCUAAAUUAAUAGAUUAGAUAGAUAUCCAAGGAACCAAACACAUUUCUAUAUCCAAACACGUGCUAUUCUAAUGGAAGUCCAAAAAUAAAUGAUAACUGGUAAAUGGUAGAUAAAAAAUAGGACUCUAUUUUAAUAGAUUAGAUAUAAUAAUACUAUAUUGAUAAGAAUUUUAAGUGAGUAUCUCACCAAUGGAAGUCCAAAAUUAGCAUAAGUCUCUCAAAUUAAAUAACACUAAAAAUAUUGAUUUUAUAUUAAUGAGAGACUUAAUGAAUCAAUCUCUCAUCACUAAUGAUGCUCUUAGUUCUUGAACUAUAUAAACCCAUGGAUGCUAGCGUCUAUUAUACAGAGAUCAAUUUAUUGCAUUAACACUUCAAAGACUAUAUAUACCUUAGCUUCAUUAAGAGAGAGAGUCAUCAUAUACUACAUGGCAAGUGUCAAUAUAUGGGGUUGUCUCGUUUUUCUUCUACUACUCUCAGUGCACCAAUGUCGAUCUUUGGUCGUACAAGAGCGACUUUCCGGUUCAAGCCGUGUGAUGAAGAUUAGAAGUGAGCUUUUUGAGAGGCUAAAAGAGCUGAAUGCUAAAUUAGAAGGUGAAGGCGUGGUCUUCGGCAAUACUCUUGACUCGAAGCGGCUCAGCCCCGGUGGUCCUGACCCAAAUCAUCACUAACGAAGGAGGAGACAACAAUUCUGCAUGUGUUUUUUGAACUUUUUGAUUUUGUUGGAGAAGUUUAAUAUUAUUACAACUUUUUGAACUUAACUGUAAGAGCAACAUUAUCGGGGACAAACUGUGUGGAUUUCUAAAAAAAAUAAAAAAAAAAUUAUUUUAACUAUAUUAAUGUAUUUCAUUUCAUUUCAUUUAAUUAAUUGAAUCUCUAGUUAUUUGACAUCUAUCGGGUUAGUUUGCAAACCUGUCAUCAUUGUUUCGCCUCGACCACUUCUAUUCUCUUUCUUCUUUGUGUAUUUUUUUUUAUUAUUUUUUUAGUAGUUAAUAUUAAGAAUCUCUCUUAAUAACCUACCGUUAAAGGUGCUCUAACGGUGUAGUGUUUAAUUUCACUGACACCGGAUUGUAAACAUUCAAGCUUAAAUCUUCAAAGUUAAAAGAUGUGUGACCUAAAAGCAGCUUGUUUGAUCUAUAAACAUAUGUAGAAUUUUCUUAUGGCACAAUUCUAUCUCUUUCCACUAAUGUGUUGCUGGUUACAUUAUCUCAUAUGCAUUGUCUUGGUUAUUUGAGGCUCUAUGUUAAGAUUUAAGCUUCAUCUGCUGUCUUGUGAGAUUUUCUCUAUAAUAUGUAGGUUUUAGAGAGAAUUUACCUGCAUAUUUGAAUUUUUGAAACGGGGGGGGGGGGAAAAUUAACGAGUGCGGUAGCAAAAUUUUGGUGGAGUCCUGUAGGUAGCACAAAAGGACUACAUUGGAAAUCUUGGGAUAAGGUAUGUGUUAGCAAGGAAGAUGGGGGAUUAGGUUUUAAGGAUAUAACUGAUUUCAAUACAGCAAUGUUCGGUAAGCAGUUAUGGAGGCUAAUAGAAAAGCCACACACGUUAUUCUCUCGGGUAUUUAAGGGUAGGUAUUUUAGGAAUGCCUCACCACUUGAACCGGUUCGAUCAUACUCUCCGUCAUACGACUGGAGGAGUAUUGUCUCUGCUAGAUCUCUGGUAAGCAAAUGACUAAUCAAAAGGGUGGGAACAUGAUCUUCUAUAUCAGUAUGGAACGAUCCUUGGCUCCCAACCACUCGCCCGAGACCAGCCAAUAAAAAUCAACACAAUUUGUUUCCAGACCUUACAGUGGAUUCCCUUAUUGAUUCCACUUCGCGAAGAUGGAAUUCACAGGUUCUUCGGACAUUGGUGGACCCAUAGGAUGUGAAAAUUAUAGAAAGUAUUCUUUUGAGUAGAUAUCAUAUGGCAGAUAGGAAUAGAUGGCAUUUCACAAAUAAUGGAAAAUUUACGGUCAAAUCAGGAUAUCAAGUGGAGAGGAUUUACCCGGAUAGGGAGAGAAUACCGUCAUUCAUUGGUCCUAUGGUUGAUGUUCUAAAGGCUUUUUGCUGGAAAAUCCGGUGUCCACCAAAGAUGAAACAUUUUCUUUGGCAACUGAUCUCAGGAUGUAUAGCAGCCAAGAAGAAUUUGCAGGCAAGAGGGAUGCAAGGGGAUAUAUGUUGUGCAAGAUGUGGAGCAGAGGAGGAAUCGAUUAACCAUGUGUUUUUUGAGUGCCCUCCAGCUAUUCAGGUGUGGGCUCUGUCAAAGAUCCCAACAAAUCAAGCUAUUUUUCCGACAGAUUCUUUAUUUACAAAUAUGGAUCAUCUAUUCUGGAGAGUCGGUCCACCUAUGGAAGAUAAUUAAUUUGCAUGGAUACUUUGGUACAUUUGGAAAUGAAGAAAUAAUAAGGUUUUUAGUAAUCUGGAGAUAGAUCUUAGGGAUACUCUUAAAUUGGCUGAGACGGAAUCAACACUCUGGGUUGAUGCCCAGUUGCAGAAAGAUCAGAAGAUGGGAGCAGAGCCUCAAGUUACGCUUCCUCCGUUGAUUCCCGGCAGAUGGUGUUUUACAGAUGGAUCAUGGAAAGAGGGGGAUAUGUUCUCUGAUCAGGGCUGGUUCAGUACUUUAGUUGGAUUUGUGGGUCUGAUGGGAGCUAGGAAUGUAAGAGCGUCUCUCUCUCUCCUCUGCAUGCAGAGUUCGAGGCGUUACUAUGGGCAAUGGAAUGUAUGAGAAACUUAAGACAAUUUCAGGUUACGUUCGCAACGGACUGUUCUCAAUUGGUGAAGAUGGUUUCAGAACCAGAAGAAUGACCAGCUUUUGCAAAUUAUUUGGAAGACAUCAGGAAUCUGAAAGAGAGUUUUACAUAUUCAGAGAUAAUACAUGUACCAAGGACGCAAAAUAAAAAGGCGGAUAAUCUAGCACGCAGUGCCAGAAAACAGCUGUCUUUCGUCGUUCACAUGGACCAAUAUUUCCCGGUGUAGUUUACACAGUUUAUAUAAGUUUGUAAUGUUGUCGACAAAAAAAAAAUGUUUAUGAAUUUUUGAGACCCACAAGUACAUAGUGAAGACUGUCAGCAUUAUUUUCAACACAAAUUAAAUACGAGAUAGUUCAUCAAUAAGGAACACUUCAUCUUAUAUGUAUCUCUUUUUUUUUUGUAACUUAUGUAUCUAAUUUUUUUUGAAAAGUGUAAGUUUAGAAAAUAGUGUAACAAAGAGACACUUGAAAGUUCGAUAAAGGGGAGGUGGUAACGUUAAAUUUAAUGUGGAUUUAAAUAUUUAGAAUAUUUAACAUUGACAAACAUAUAUAUAUAUUAAAGUCUUCAAAAUUUAAUCUAAAUAGGAACCACAACACUAGUUGACACUAAAUCUUAUAUCUAAACUAAAUGAUUUUACAUAUCAAAUGAUUUUGAAACUAUUAUUGUUGGAUGAUUCACAGUACUAUUUAAAAUUGACGGCAAAACAUACCACAAUUUGAAUAUAUAUUUUAUUCAUAAAUGAAAAUGUCAAUUGGAAUAUUACGAACCUAUUUUAAAGCACCAUUUUAGAAAAAAA